Molecule: messenger RNA, 1577 nt
Organism: Colletotrichum destructivum
Lineage: Eukaryota; Fungi; Ascomycota; Sordariomycetes; Glomerellales; Glomerellaceae
Product: Putative RNA polymerase II transcription factor SIII, subunit A
Exons: 1
Coding region: 287-1546 (419 amino acids)
Biological process (GO): transcription elongation by RNA polymerase II
Cellular component (GO): nucleus; elongin complex
Source: RefSeq, a predicted model, not a curated record
CCUGUCUGCCUGCGCCUUCCACCUUCCCUGAGCGACAAACAACAGCAACCACAAAAGUCAAGCCCCCGAACAACUUAUCUCGCAUCAAAUUGAGUCUUUUUUCACAGGUCCAUGGGGACCAACUCGCCAAACUCCCCCCAACAGCCUGUAUAUAUCACCGACGCCUCCAGUCUUUGUCAACAAUGAGAUUGCGAUCCGGUCGUACAUCACCCGUCACACACCCGAACAUCGCCAUCAAGACUGGAAGAACAGCAGGCUAGCGUAUUUGCCCAGCUACAAAAUAACCAUGGCGCCUGCUAAAUCGCUUGCUGAACUGUGCAUCGCUGUGUGUCAGAGACAUAUCGCUGAGCUCAGCAGUGUUGGAAAUGGCGACACUCUUCAAUACCACCAUGUUCGAGACAUCCUUAUAAGGGUCACAAACCCUGCCCAGCUUCGCGAGAUUGAACUCAACUCUCCACACAUACAAGGCGAAACCUCCGAGCUUUGGCUACGUCUCAUCAAGAAAGAGUUCCCAACCGAAAGCCACGAAAAGAACUACGCGCCUAAAAACCCAUCGAAGUGGUACAAGAUAUACGAACGAUACGCGGAGGAACGUCGUCAGGCUCAACAGCAGGCAGAGGCCGAGUUACUCGCGAGGGUUCAGGGUCUGCAGCAGAAAAAGGACAACAAUGUCAGCAGAAUCGUCGAUCCAAAGUUUGCCAGAUUCCUACCGACGCCACCCAAGACGGGCCGCACCUUUGGAACUCGAGGUCGAGGAGGGAAAGAGCUUCCCAGCUCCCUCAGCUUCGCGGCUGGAAGCAGGAUGAAGACGACUACGGGCGCCAGCGUAAUGAAGAAAGCUCGGCGAGAGGCCAAGGAGAUUGUCGGCAUAAGAAGCAACCUGGCCGUUCCUACGGGCUUGAUCAGGGCCCCGCGGCUGAGCAAGGCUCCGCCUUCCAUGGCCGCCGAGCAUCGGAUCUCGACUCAACCGGUAUUUCGUCCUACGUCAACUAGCGCUCGCCCUCCCACGCAUUCUACAUAUGUCGCACCAUCCAGGACCACUUAUGUUUCCGACUCGUCCGAUGACGAGGGCGGUGAUUUGUUCGGCGAUGAGGAAACGCCCAAGAAGAGGAGCAAGGCCAGCAAUUCUGUCGGCCCAAUCUCUCCGCCCAACAAGCCUGUGGCGCCCUCCAAUUCUACAGGGCUCAAAGCUCGACCCCUCUCCGCAUCUGCUAAGUUCAGCUCUGCAGUCAAACCAUCAUCGUCUCCGUCGAGCUCGCAGCCGGCAGGUUUGCGAUGUGGCGGUGGAAUUCUCGGAAACGCACCUCGGCCGAAUAGCAACAUUAGAGUCGAGCGACCCAAGCCCAAGCCCGAACCGGUCACUAGGAGUACAGAGCCGCCGCGUGGUCACAAGGUGCUUGCCCAUAAUAAUGGCCCGCAGUCGCCACCGCUGCCCGCAUCCCUGGAUGAGAUGCAUCCAGCCCGUCCAAUCCCAGGCAACCAAGAGCUGCCUAGAAAGAGAAAGGCGGUUGACAUAUUCAUGCCCAAGAAGAAGGGCAGGCGCUGAAGCAUCGAGGAAACUUGCGCAACAGUAAUCC